GUUUUUCCGGGACAAGCCGAAUAUUGUAGGUUACGGAAAGGGGCGAGUCGAGAGCAGCGACACCAAGCGAAGGAUGCGGGAAACAGUCUACGCUAGUGCUGUUGAGGAGCUUCCUUCCUCUAUUUAAAUACAAGGUAGCACUGGGAACGAGGCAUUGCUGUGAGGAGCUAGGACUAGCUGCAUCGAGACUUGUCUUGACGUGUUGACAGGGGCCGGAGCUCGUCCACGCAUUUCCUAAUAAUACAACACAGUUGAUGACGAUGAGUUAGAUGCCAACUUAGAUUGAAGACACUGAUGAAAAACAAGAUACAGUGAAGAAUUUUCAUAGACUGAAUCAGAACGAUCAAGGACAGAUGGAUGAGAGUGACACGGAGUGUGGAGGAUGUACACCAGCAAAGUGCAGGAGGAAGCACAAUGACGGGGACACGUCAUCAGGCGGGGAAAACAUGGAGCUGGCAGGUACUACCACGUACUGCCCUCAGGGAACAAGUGAAGGAGCAGGCAGGACUACGGAGGAUGCAGAAAAUAUAGAUGGUGAUGAAGAGAGUGCCGACGAAUAUUUGUUUGAUGACAUCACAAAUGAGGAAGAGGGGGAAGGAAUAAGAGACAUGUCACAGCUUGGAACAGGUGCUGCAGAGGUCAAACUCCAGACUGUUCAACAAGAGUCAUACCAACUUGUAGAGAAAGCUGGAGAUCCAAUUGUGACACUAGCACAACACGUUGUGGGAUGUUGUCAACAACCACAGGAAGAAAUAGCGUCAGCACCAGAGCAACAUCAAGGGACACAACUCCAACCAGCUUCAGUUGGUGAUGUUGCUCAGACAACAAGUCAGACACAGCUGCCCACAAAUACAUCUUGUGUAGUUCCUAACACAACCAGUCUACAGGUCCGAACAACAGCAGCCCUGACACCAGCGUCCACAUCUUCUCUCCUACCCAGAAUACCAGGAUCUGUUUUAUCAGAGAUACAGUCGUCCGGGCUACCUGUGGCACCAGUGACUGGUGAUUCUCCUGUAGUCACCCAGUACAACCUUAUCCAAGUACGGCAGCAGUUUGGAAAUGUGACAGUCCAGGGCGCCAGGAAUCUGAACAUUGGCGGAACGCAGAACGUUAGUACACCUCAGACCCGCCCAUUGACUGUUGCAGCACAGAAGAUCAGGAAAAGAACGGAAUCCAGGAUUCAGUCAAUGACUAAAGACAUGGUGGAGACAGAAGCCCUCCAGAAAGUGAAGGAGAAGCUGGACAGAGGAGCAACAUGGGUGACAAUUAAAGGAAGGCCAGGAGAGGGGAAGUCUACAAUAGCCUACAUGGCCCUCAGCGAUCAGCACACUCAGGGGAGACAAGUAUAUCAGGUGGUGUCACCAGAAGAGUUCAAUGAGGUCAUAACGGCCAGCAUUAACCCUGUCAUUAUGUUAGAUGACAUAUUCGGUGAUCUAGAAUUUGAUGUAGCAGAAUGGGCCAAGUGGAGACCAAGUCUACGACCUAUUGUGGAUAUGAAGGAUCCAGACAAGACCACUGAAGAGGACUCUAUGGAUAAGUCCACUAAAAGUAAAAAAGAGAGAACAAAGGAUGAGCAAACAAUUCUGAAGAGAACAGCACCAAACAAAGGCAAAACGAUCAUUAUCCUCGUAGGCCGUGACUAUGUGCUGAAAUCCUCACUGGCAGACUUGGGAAGGAUGGCAGAUUACAUAUCUAGUGCCCAGUAUGUGGUGGAAGUUUCCUCACAGAGAGACUCUAAUGAACGAAGGAAGAUAUGGCAUGUUCAUGCCAAAACAAAAAACAUAGACUUUGAUGAGUCAACCGUGUCUCGGAUAUGUCAAUCUGACUCUCCACACGGCUUUCCCCACGUGUGUAAAAUGUUUGUCACAUCAUGUGAAAAGGAUCAGACUCAGCUUCCAGUAGAUACUUUUUUUCAAGCGCCUCUAGCAUUCCUCAAACAGACCCUAGAUAAAUUUCUUAAAGAUGAGAUAAAGGUUUCCCUGUUCAAGGCUAUGAUUAAGAGGGAUGGAAAGAUUAGUGGAAAAGAGUUGGAGGAGGAGGAUGCCCAUGGAUACAAAUACAUAACAGCUGCUGAUGAUUUGGUUGGAUCUUACCUCAAGAAGGAAGAUGACACAUACAUGUUUGACCAUCCCUCUAUAUAUGACAGUGUCGCUCUAAUUCUCAGCACGAAACAAUCAAUGUUUGUCAUCGAUUUUUGCAGUUUGUCAUUCAUCCAUCAGCGACUUCUUCUUAAAGCCUCCACAAGACCAAGGGAAAACGUUCCUGGUGAGACAGAUCUUGUUGCAAACAUCUCCUGGAACUAUGCUAAACAUCUAGCAAGAAGAUUUGCAACUGAAAUUUCAAGGAGCAAUUUGUUGCAUGUCUUAUCGCACCAGACAUGUUGUAAUCCAGAGUUUAUAGACUUGCUAAUGGGCUGCCUGAAAACACAGUGUCACAUGUCUGUUUCUGAUAUUCUCAAACUAGCUGAUAACUCUUCAAAACAGUCAUUUUGUGAAUUAAUUUCUAGCAGCAAGUCACAUCAUCUCAUCAAAUUUAUUAUGGAGAAAGAAAACAGAACAUUCAGCCAGAUUGAACUGAGAGACAUUUUACUUGGGGUGUGCAAGAAUGCUGCUUGUAGUGUACUGACCUAUAUCAGUGAACACCAUCAGCUUGAGAUAGAUGCUAGAUAUGGUAUGGAGAAGAAAACGCCACUUAUGUUGGCAGCAGAAACCGAAGACAGUGUGUUUGUUAAUCAAAUUUUGGCCCUUCAGCCUAACCUGAAUGCACGAGACAGUCACGCUCAAACAGUCUUUCAAUACCUUUGCGCAAAUGGCCUUACAUCAGCUGUGGAACAUUCAAUCAACAUGGGCGUGGAUGUUAAUGAGCAUUAUUCUCCACGUUUUUAUAUUUUCCGACGACCAUAUAACCAACCCCCUCUAUACCUUGCCAUAGAAAGUGGUCAUGUUGGGGUGGCGGAACUGCUGCUGCAGAAAGGAUGUGAUAUAGAUAAACAGAGAGGUCUUAAAUGUGCAUUGAAUAGCCAGAACACGCAUAUGACGCGUUUUCUUUUAGACAGAGGAGCACAGGUUGACAGUAAUGUUGUGUGCAUUGCUUGUGGGUUGACAAACUUUCGUAUCAUCAAGAUGUUGUUUGAGGAGGGUGCAACAGUUGACAUGAUUUCAUCUGAUGGCGAUACUCCUCUUCACAGUGCAUGUGGAAGAAACCCUAAUGUUGUCUCAUUUUUAUUGGAGAAAGGAGCAAAUGUGAAUGUACAGAACAAUACAGGUAAGACACCACUUCAUACAGCAGCAGGAUGGGGUGGAUCUGCAGAGUGUGUUGAAGUGUUACUGAAGGCUGGAGCUAAUGUGAAUGUACAGAACAAUCAAGGUCACACACCACUUCAUACAGCAGCAUGGGGUAGAUCUUCAGGGACUGUUGAUGCGUUACUGAAGGCUGGAGCUAAUGUGAAUGUACAGAACAAUACAGGUGACACACCACUUCAUACAGCAGCAUGGGGUGGAUCUUCAGGGAAUAUUGAUGAGUUACUGAAGGCUGGAGCUAAUGUGAAUGCACAGAAUAAUACCGGUGACACACCACUUUACACAGCAGCCUUGAAUGCACCUCCAGAGUGUAUUGAUGUGUUACUGAAGGCUGGGGCUAAUGUACAUGCCACGAAUAAUACAGGUGACACACCACUUCAUGCAUCAACAGAAUUUACAGAAACUAGGUGGGUAUCUUCAGAGUGUGUUGAAUUGUUACUGAAGGCAGGAGCUAAUGUGAAUGCACAGAACAAUAAAGGUGACACACCACUUUAUGACGCAGUAUGGGAUGACGACUUUACAGAGCUUGUUGAUCCGUUACUGAAAGCUGGAGCUAAUGUGAAUGUACAGAACAAUGGAGGUUACACACCACUUCAUGUAGCAGCAGGGAAUGGAUGUACAGAGUUUGUUGAUUUGUUACUUAAGGCUGGGGCUAAUGUACAUGCCACGAAUAAUACAGGUGACACACCACUUCAUGCAUCAACAGAAUUUACAGAAACUAGGUGGGUAUCUUCAGAGUGUGUUGAAUUGUUACUGAAGGCAGGAGCUAAUGUGAAUGCACAGAACAAUAAAGGUGACACACCACUUUAUGACGCAGUAUGGGAUGACGACUUUACAGAGCUUGUUGAUCCGUUACUGAAAGCUGGAGCUAAUGUGAAUGUACAGAACAAUGGAGGUUACACACCACUUCAUGUAGCAGCAGGGAAUGGAUGUACAGAGUUUGUUGAUUUGUUACUUAAGGCUGGGGCUAAUGUACAUGCCACGAAUAAUGCAGGUGACACACCACUUCAUGCAUCAACAGGAUUUACAGAAACUGGGUGGGUAUCUUCAGAGUGUGUUGAAGUGUUACUGAAGGCUGGAGCUAAUGUGAAUGCACAGAACAAUAAAGGUGACACACCACUUUAUGACGCAGUACGGGGUGACGACUUUUCAGAGCUUGUUGAUCCGUUACUGAAGGCUGGAGCUUAUGUGAAUGUACAGAACAAUGGAGGUUACACACCACUUCAUGUAGCAGCAGGGAAUAGAUGUACAAAGUUUGUUGAUUUGUUACUUAAGGCUGGAGCUAAUGUGAAUGUACAGAAUAAUACAGGUGACACACCACUUCAUGAAGCAGCAAGUCAUGGAUAUACAGAGAGUUUUGAUGCGUUACUCAAGGCUGGAGCUAAUGUGAAUGUACAGAAUAAUACAGGUAACACACCACUUCAUACAGCAGAAGGACGGAAAUCUAGAGAGUGUGUGGAUGCUUUACUGAAGGCCUGAGCUAAUGUGAGUGUAAUAAUAAAGGUGACACACCACUUCGUACAGCAGCUGCAUGGUAUGGAUCUGCAGAGUGUGCUACUGAAGGCUGGAGCUAAUGUGAAUUUACAGAACAAUACAGGUGACACACCACUUCAUAAAGCAGCAAGGAAUGGAUCUGCAGGGUGUUGAUGCGUUGCUGAAGGCUCGAACUAAUGUGAAUGUACAGAAUAAUGCAGGUGACACACCACUUCAUACAGCAUUAUGGGAUAGAUAGAGUGUGUUGGUGUGUUACUGAAGUCUGGAGCUAAUGUGAAUGUACAGAACAAUACAGGUCAAACACCACUUCAUAAAUCAGCAGCAUCAGCAAGGGAUGGAUAUACAGUGUGUGUUGAAGUGUUACUGAAGGCUGAGGCUCAAGUGAUUGUACAUAAUAAUAAAAGUGACUCAGCACUUCAUACGGCAGCAGGACGGGGAUCUAAAGAGUGUGUGGAUGCGUUACUGAAGGCUGGAGUUCAUGUGAAUGUACAGAACAAUACAGGUGACACACCACUUCAUGCAGCAGCAGCAAGGGAUGGAUCUGCAGCGUGUGUUGAUGCGUUACUGAAGGCUGGAGUUCAUGUGAAUGUACAGAACUAUACAGGGGACACAGGACAUCAAAAACCUUAUCAGAGAUAUGCCACUGUUAUUAUAAAUAAUUGGUAAUAAUAUAUAUUAUUCCAGUGUCAUUGCUGAGCGAAGGUUUUGGAUGUCGGACAGUUUGUGACAUAAGCAAGCUCUUUUCCUUUAUUCCUUUGUCUCACUUCAUUACUGUUGGUGUGAGGGGUUUGUGCCAUUGAUGGAUGGUUGUUUUGUGGUUUAAUACCGCAAUCAGCAAUAUCCAAGCUGUUUGAUGGCGGUCUGUAAAUAAUCGAGACUGGAUCAGACAUUAUAAGUAUUGACAUCAUGAGCAUCGAUCUUCGCAAUGGGCGAUCUUGUUCAAUUCAUCUUCCCUUCACUUACCCGGCUGGUGCACUGACUUGGACGGUUCAACCUUAAACUGACGGCGCAUGUAGUACGAGCGGUACAUGUUAAUAUCACACCUGUAGACAGUUGACGAGUAUAGCCUUCAUCUCUAGCGGCAACGGUCACGCUGGUGUAUAGACAGUAUUUCUUUUAGUCUAAACAAAGAUCUAUCUAUUUUCAUGUCCGGAAAUAGAUGUCCGUGAUUCACUGGUACAUUAGGGAUGACCAAGACUGGUUACAUCGUAUCGUUAACCACUUGAUAGCCAUUCGAAGCGAGGCAGUGAGAUCAGCUGGUCGUUCAUUCAAGGUCGCUUUGUUGAUAGUUUGCAAUCGGUACUGAAAGUGAUUGCCUUUGAUGUUUGAAUAUCACACUUUUAGAAAUGAAGUAGAUCUUCAUUGUAUACAUACCCAUAUCUAUGUUGUAGUAUUGCCAAUCACGCUACAUCAUAUGCAUGCAUUUCGGUACAGCAGUAAGGCAAUGUAAUACGCGAAAUGUGAAGGUCUUAUGCAACGUAAAGUUGAUAGUUGCCUAAAUGUUGUGAAUAUCGACAGCAGUACAUGUAAGUAUUUGUCAGGUAUAUAACUUAGAGAAGUGUGACAUGUUUGAAAGAAAAUGCAAAAUAAAACAGGCACUGACGAAUAAUGUCAUCAGCUAAAUAACACAAUACAAUGUUCACUAUAAAAGAAAUGAAAAUCACUGAAAUCGAUUUUGAUACUUAAGGGUAAGUAGGUGCAUGUUGCAUAAAAAAUAUUUUUUAUGGAUGAAUGGUGGCUGUAUGGGAUUGCCAAAUACUACCGUGAUUCUAUUUCUGUAUGAUAAAUAAAAGCGGGGAUCAGGGGCAGAGCCAAAAAGAGUUUAUAACUUGGACUCAUUUAAGAUCCCCACGGUAUAACCAUAUGUACAAUUGCUGAGUAGAAUGAGAGGAAUGCAGGUUCUUGCAUCCAUUAUAUGCACAUUCUCUGUCGGAAAAUAGAUUGUUGCAUGCAUAUAUAGCAACCAUGUGAUUUUGAUUUAAUAUGUUCGAUGCCAUUCCUUUUCAUCUGGAACUUUUUCAGUCAUUCCUUUUAAAUAUUGUUUCAACUUCAAUAAAC
This is a messenger RNA of Haliotis rufescens (red abalone), 6851 nucleotides long. RefSeq lists its product as uncharacterized. NCBI's taxonomy places the organism in Eukaryota, Metazoa, Mollusca, Gastropoda, Lepetellida, Haliotidae. The coding region runs from base 354 to 4778 and encodes 1474 amino acids. Gene Ontology annotation, molecular function: protein binding. The record is from RefSeq and is a predicted model, not a curated record. The transcript is spliced from 5 exons.